UUAUUGAUACAAUCUUACUAAUGUGCUAUGAACUUAUUAUAAAUGUUAGUCAAUCUUCUUAAUGGUUAGUUGGAGAAUUGCUUUUGCGGGUUAACCCGCGACCCAACCACACCCAUCCGCCACCCACCCAACCCAACUCGCAUAAGUAUGUGGGUGGAUUGCGAGUCACAAAUAUUCCAACCCGCUAGUAAGCGGGUGGGUCAAUUUUAAACCAAAAUCCACCCAACCCGCCCAUUGCCCACCCCUACCUUUUAGCACACAUUUCCACCGAAUUUCCAUACAUAUGAAAGAUUUUAAGAAUGUGUUGUCAAUUUUCAUAAAUUACUUUGUACGUUAAUUUCGACGUGAUUGAAUCAGAAAUGCCAGUUACGCAACAAAUUAUUAUAUCUUGCCAACAGAUAAAUGUUCCCUAUAGGCUCACUUUAUGCACUUAUGCUGUUGAUUGGAUUGAUUCCGUUUUUAGUAUUGGACAAAUUGUAAUGUUUCUAGAACCUAUCAAUCUUUUGACUAAUACAAAUUAGCACAUUCAUUCCUAUCACGAAAUAAUGAGUGAGAAGUUCAUGCGAGCCGGAGAAAGACUUAUUAAUUGAUGUGCAACUCAAAUUUUCUUUGUGUAACUCGCCAUUACGAGUGACUCUAAAAAUGAUUAAAAACAAUGUCAUAGCAAUUAAUGCAGAAGAUCCCCUAAUCCCGAAUCAAUAUUGCUUGACCAUGGUUGUCACGCUGGCCGGCGUGCCACCGGUUGAACCUGAUUCAAUCGAUAUUGGUCAUAAAACCGGCGUGACAUUACCAGUAUGACCGGCAUGAUCGAUAUACGAAUCUCUAAGUAAAAUGGUCUUAUUUUAGUGACUUUAAUUGAUAAAAAUAAUUUUAUCAUUUAUUUUAUGAGUGUAAAAGUUAAAUAUUGAUGUUUUUUGUUGGAUUCAAGUAUAAAUGUUUAAGUAUUGACGUUAAAUGUCAUGUUUAAAGUAUUUAUAAUUUUAUUUAUAAUAUUGACCGGCAUGAACCGGCACAAACCGGUAUGUGCCACCAGUCGAACCAUUCCACUUGCUAAAUCAGCACACUGGCAUAAACCGGUUUGACAACCUUGUGCUUGACAAAGUCUCUUACUUCCAAGAUCUCAUAACUCAAAUUACCAUGGAAGGAUUAAGGGAGAAGUCCUAUCGUGUACUUCACGAUCUUUUUCUUAAACACGGUUAAUUAAGACCAUUAAUUACCCUUAAUCAAUGAGGUCAACAACACCGAUGACCCAUAAACCCAAAAAGUCACACAUGUUUGGUGAAAAACUGAAAUCCCUGAAAUCUGAAUACGCGGAAAUACAAAGAAGUCACUUUUCCCGGCCGCCUAACAAGAAGAAUCAGCGCGCCCCAUCUCCACCCUUCAUUCUGCCCUUUCAAAACCUCCCCGCCACGCGUCAUCCAUCCAACGGCUCACCUUCCCCGCGCCAUUUCCCACCACCGCGCAGUAUAAAUUCCCCCACCUUGAACCCAAAUCGGAACCUCAACAAACCAUUUCUCUCCAUCAAGAAAAACAGAGGAGAAACAGAGCAAAAGGAAAACAGAGCAUCGAUACAAAAAACAGGGGCGACCAAAAUUUUUUUCCCCCUCAGAGAACACAACAAUGGCGGUGUCGAGAUCAAAGACGUUAGCUUUCGCAGCAAUCGCGAUCGCCGCUCUUCUCCAUAGCUCCGUCGCUCAGACUACCCACACCGUCGGAGGAAACACCGGGUGGACCAUCCCUCAGGGCGGUGAUUCGGUCUACUCCAACUGGGCUUCCGGCAAUUCCUUCUCCGUCGGAGAUAUUCUGGUUUUCAAUUUCGCCGCUGGAGCUCACGAUGUGACCCAAGUGAACAAGGCGGACUACGACUCCUGCUCGGCGUCCAAUCCGAUGAUGACUUCAACGAAUACUCCGGCGAGGAUAACAUUGAACACUUCCGGCGAGCAUUACUUCAUCUGUGGGGUUCCCGGCCACUGCAGCGCCGGCCAGAAGGUUACCGUCAAUGUUCUUGCUUCGACUACUGGGUCUUCUCCUUCUCCUUCUCCGGCUCCAAUGAUGAUGCCUCCAUCUCCUUCCCCUGCUCCCCGCCGGGCUCUCACUCCUGCUUCUGCUCCAUCCCCUGCUCCAACCACCGUCUCUGCCCCGACUCCAUCCACCUCCCCUGUCGCCGGCGAUGUCCCGUUGUCAGCGCCGUCUCCUUCUGCCAGGCCGCCGAUGACUUACACCGUCGGCGAUUCCUUCGGGUGGAACAUUCCCACGAGCGGUGCGAGUCAGUUCCAGAACUGGGCCGCCGGAAAAGACUUCAUGGUCGGCGACAUCCUUGUCUUCAACUACACAGCCGGCGCACACAACGUGGCGGAGGUGACCAGCGACGCCUUCACGGCGUGCACCACCGUCAACCCGAUCUCUCUGGACAGCAACCCGCCGAGCAGAAUCACGCUGACCACCGCCGGCGAGCAUUUCUACCUCUGCGCGAUUCCCGGGCACUGCUCCGCCGGCCAACAGCUUUCCAUCAACGUCUCCGGUGCAGGCAGCACCAGCCCAUCGCCGUCAGGGUCGACCACUCCCUCGUCGCCGUCUCCUACCGCCGGUGACAUGGCCCCGCCGUCCCCGAACUCCGCCGCCACCGUUGGAGGCGUAUCGGCCGCCGCAUUUUUGUCCGUUGUCGCAGCUCUUUUGUUGUAAAUGGAGUGAUCGGUACUCGGUAGAGAAUAGAGAUGCCUUAUUACAGUCGGCGAUGUGAUACUUUUUGUUUCUUUCGCGUUUCUUUUUGAGAUCUGUAUUAGUGUGUUGGUUAUUGGUUUGUUAUAUAGAUUGAUUUCUCACAUACAUUGUAUUAAUAAAAGGAUUUUUUUUAGCCCAAACAUGUGAUCUAUACAAGUUUGGUUGAAUUAUUAUAACGUCGGAUUCUGAAGUUAACAAUCUUAAAUUUAGAAUUCGUAAUGUGUAACCUUCUUCCUCUCCUCUCCUUUCCCUUCAUUGAACCAGCCAUAGAAACAUUCCCUUGUCGAUGCUCAUCAACUAUACUUUUGCGUUCGACUCAAAACUGUAAAAAAAAAAUGAGGUUAUGUUUUGAAACUAGAGUUCGCUUCUAUCCUAGCCGUCAUUGUUAGGCUGCAUUGCACAAUAACUUAUUGUGUCGUUGAAGUGUCCUGCUCCAUCUGGAGCUCUUCAAGUUACCAAUGCUUGCCACAUAACCUCACGAACUCUUUACUCCUUCCAAACAUUGUACUACUAGGUAAACUAUUUGACUGAUCGAAGCAUCGUGCUCGUUUAUAAGUUCUUUUGAAGCGUUUCGAAUAGCUCAUACCAAACUCUUGAUCGAACGGCUAAAAAUGAUACAUUGAUCGAUCGAGACUAUGAUAUUUCUGUUUGGCUAUCCUUUGCUUAUCUUUCUUGAUUUGUAUUAGCGUGUUUUUCUAACUUCUAAGUUGUUAUAUAAAUUGAUUAUCCACACAUUAUGUUAAUAAUUUUUUUUGGAGCUCAAAUCAUCAAAGACCCACUUUCUCUAUCACCUCUUAAUACUCACCCAUCCCUUCUUUUCAUAAGUCAUAACAUCUUUGAAAUUAAAGUGUAUGGGAUCCAUCACUUGCCCCAUUGUGGGGACCUAUCCAUGCAAACCCAUUGAUCGACAUGAUAAUGUAAAAAGUCCUACUUUCUAGUUGAAUCAUCAAUCUCAAAUCAUCCUCAAACAAACACAUCAUCAAUUCGUAUUGUCUUUGCUUCGGUAAUCCAUUCGAAAUCAACCAACAAGGCACUCAUUAGUCCUUCAAGUUACUGAUGAUCGGAUAAUUAAGAUCUCAAAUUUUAUAACACUUUACUCCAUAUGAAAACAAGAAGUCUUCUAAAUCGUGAUAUAGACAAAUUAUGUGAUUUUAUAUUAGGUCAAUAAAACGUAUUUGAAUUUCGUACGCCUCAAAUCUCCUCUGUGUGAUCUUAAGUCUAUUAACUAAAAAAAUCUGAUCGAGCUAACCUUAAUAAACAUCCAUACUCUAGGGAAAGUAGACUUCCAUACUGACCUACAGACUCAUGAAUCAUUAUCUCGUUGGCUCACUAACUUAGUAUUCCUAUAGUGAAUUUUCUCAAUUUUUAGCCGACUUUGAUGUUAUUAUGAUGCUAGUUAAUAUUAUUACCAUGUUCACAACAAUAAUUCUUCCAAAAUUUAAACUAUUCUAGAAAUGUGAACAUAAAGAUUAUGGAGGAAAUAGUCUUCUUAGUGGUAAAUUAGUCACCGUCUUAUUGGUAAACAUGUGUGCAUAAUUGAUGACUAUUAAAGACCAAGUAAUUAUUAAAAAAGCUGACCCAUG
Messenger RNA from Linum trigynum, 4304 nucleotides. The record is from the annotation of a GenBank genome assembly. NCBI's taxonomy places the organism in Eukaryota, Viridiplantae, Streptophyta, Magnoliopsida, Malpighiales, Linaceae.